GUUCUUUCUACUGUUCAGUUCUUAGUCGGUAUUUGUUUGAAUCGUUCGCACAAAGUCAUCAAAUAAAGUUGAAAAAUGUCCGCGCUAUUGAUUCCUUUGUCAUUAUUGGUAACGCUACUAGUAACCGCAUAUUUGUACGUGAAACACUCCUAUUCAUAUUGGAAACGGAGAGGAGUGCCGUAUCUAACGCCCUCGUUUUUGUUCGGAACGUUCGCGAAUUCAUUCCAACAAAAAACGUCAUUCGGCCAGGAUCUUGCAGACAUGUACAAUCAAACAACUGAACCAUUCAUCGGGAUUUAUACGUCGGUUCGUGCAGGCCUGUUAGUGCGUGACCCAAAAAUCAUUAAGGACAUCCUGGUAAAGGACUUUCAAAGUUUCGGGCAUCGUGGAUUCAAUACCAACGUCGAUGUCGAUCCCAUGUCUGACAAUGUGCUUCUGCAACAGGGAGAUAGAUGGAAACGGGUACGUACGCAACUAUCGCCAGCAUUUUCGUCCGGAAAAUUGAAGGGCAUGUUCGAGACGAUUCUCAGCAGUGGAAAGUCGUUGGAUGAAUUUGUGGGCCGUUACUUGAAUACAAAUAAAUCGCUUGAAAUGCGUGAAGUGUUCGCGCGGUUCGCUACGAAUGUUAUAGUGUCGGUUGCAUUCGGCAUUGACAUCGAUUGCAUUAAAAAUCCGGAUUGUGAAUUCCGGAAAAACGGACAGAAAGUGUUCGAACCGAACAUGAAAAAUAUGUUGCGUGCAAACGUGGCGAUAAUGCUACCAAAACUGCAUAAGCUACUGGGUCUUCGGUUCGCCGACAAGGACGUCGGCGAUUUUAUGAUUGACGCUGUCCGGCAAAAUUUUGAGUAUCGUGAAACGAACAGUGUGAUCCGCAAAGACUUCUUCCAAAUGCUGAUGCAGCUCCGAAACACUGGCAAGAUACGCGACGAUGACGACGAUUGGUCUGCCAAAUCUAGUGCAAGCGAAAAAGCUAUUACCUUGGAAGAGACAGCAGCGCACGCAUUUCUAUUCUUUGCCGGAGGAUUCGAAUCAUCCUCAUCGACAAUGUCAUUCUGCAUGUAUGAACUUGCCAAACAUCCCGACAUUCAACAACGGGCAUACAGUGACAUUGUUGACGCAUUAAGGGCCCAUGGCGGACAAAUGACGUAUGAAUCUGUCGCUGAGAUGAAGUACAUCGAUCACUGCAUUGAUGAAUCAUUGCGACUGCAUCCACCCUUUCCCAUGACCGCAAGACAAUGCACGAAAGAGUAUAGAAUACCUGACACAAAUGUGGUAAUUGAGAAAGGAACGACCAUGUUCUUCUCUACUUUGGGACUGCACUACGAUCGGAAAUAUUAUGACGAACCGGAAAAGUUCAUGCCGGAACGGUAUGCAGAAUCAAAUGGAGCAAAAAGUUUCCUGGAAAUGCCGAAUUUGACGUUCGGAGAUGGCCCUAGAAACUGUCUGGGUCUGCGAUUGGGCAAAUUGCAAUCGAAAAUUGCUAUCGUUUUGCUGUUGCAUAAGUUUAAGUUCGAGUUGGACGACAUGCACAAAGGUAACGAGCUAAAGAUCAGUCCGAUUAGUGUUGUUUUAGCGCCAACGAAUGGCAUCAAUUUGAAAGUGUUGAGUCGCUGAAAUAAUUUUUGGAUUGGAUUCGGAUUAGCAGCGUCGUAGUACCGCAUGUAUUUGAGGUCACGAUUUUUUGUGUCAUGGCUAAACUCCUUCAUUGGACAGUAGCAAUGAAAUAUUUGUUCAUCAAUCUGGUUGAUUCUCAACCACAGCUACAAUGUAAAUUUGUAUGAGUUACCUUGACCUAAUUUUAAUGAACCAGAACUUCGAUUUUGCUUGUUAAUAAACUCACACAAAUAACGACUCAACGU
Molecule: messenger RNA, 1859 nt
Organism: Bradysia coprophila
Lineage: Eukaryota; Metazoa; Arthropoda; Insecta; Diptera; Sciaridae
Product: putative cytochrome P450 6d5
Molecular function (GO): monooxygenase activity; iron ion binding; oxidoreductase activity, acting on paired donors, with incorporation or reduction of molecular oxygen
Source: RefSeq, a predicted model, not a curated record